GCGCUGUGAGGGGGGGAGAGGGAGGAACCAUUCAACACUGCGUGGGGGGGCGGAACAAAAGAGGGGAGCGAUUUAAAGAGACAGGGAGGCGGCAAAGCGGGCUGGCUGCCGGGAGGCGAACCGAAGGCGGGAGCGAGAACACGCCCCUCUCGCCGCGUCUCCUCAGCCGCCGCCGCCAGGAUUUCCCUCGCUCCCUCCCCCUCCUUUUUGCGAGGCCUCCGUGAGGGCGGGGAGACGGACGGACGGACUGACUGAGGGGAGGCCGCCCGACCGACCGCCGCCGCCGCAUUUCUCCCCCUCAGUCGCCGCCGCCUCCUCAUCUUUGUGCCUCCGCGGCGGCGGCGGCGGCGCUUUGUUCGGAGCGGCCGGGGGCGGGGCGGCGCUGAGGGAAGCGAGCGAGGGAAGCCGCCCCUCCCUCCCCCCGCGGUCGGCGGAGGCCCUGGGGGUGGCCGGCCCGCCCGCCCGCAGCGCCCCCCCCCCCUCCGAGAGGCGAGAGGGCGGCGGACCGGCUCCCCCUCCCCUCGGCGGCGGGGGGAGGGGCCCCUCCGUCCCCCUCCCCCCGUCCCUCCCUCCCUCCGGCUUCUCGUGUGUGAUUUUUGUGUGGAUGUGAUCCCCCCUCCUCGCCUCCCUCCUCCUCCUCUUCCUCCUUUUCUCCGCUUCCGCCAUCUCCUCCCUCCCUCCCCUUCCCAAAUCUGAGCCUCGCCUCCCCCCGCGCCGCCGCCACCCCGGAGUCUGUGAGCAGCAGAGCCGUCGUGCCGGCGGGGCGGGCGGAUUGAUGUGGGGGGGUCUGACAUGAGUCCGCCGGCCGCCGGGUGCUGCCAUGUGACCGGCUUCAAGGUGGAGAACUGGAAGCAGAACCUGCGAGUGAUCUACCAGUGCUUCGUGUGGAGCGGGUCGGCCGAGACCAGGAAGCGCAAGGCAAAGUCGUGCAUCUGUCAUAUGUGUGGUGCCCAUCUGAAUAGACUUCAUUCUUGCCUGUACUGUGUCUUCUUUGGCUGUUUUACAAAGAAACACAUUCACGAGCACGCGAAGGCAAAGCGACACAACUUGGCCAUAGACCUUUUGUAUGGGGGUAUAUACUGCUUUAUGUGUCAAGAUUACAUAUACGACAAAGAUAUGGAACAAAUUGCCAAAGAAGAACAACGGAAAGCUUGGAAGCUACAAGCCUUCACUCCAACAAUGGUUUCUCACUACCAGUGUACAAUGACAGGUAUUGGAGAGAAGUAUUCAACAUGGGAGCCAACCAAACGAGAGCUAGAGCUGCUUCGACACAACCCCAAGCGGAGGAAAAUAACUACAAACUGCACGAUAGGUCUAAGAGGGCUAAUCAAUCUUGGGAACACAUGUUUUAUGAACUGUAUUGUCCAAGCACUUACCCACACUCCACUACUGCGAGAUUUUUUCCUCUCCGACAGACACAAAUGUGAAAUGCAAAGUCCCAGCUCAUGUCUGGUCUGUGAAAUGUCUACGCUUUUUCAGGAGUUCUACUCUGGGCACCGAUCUCCUCACAUUCCAUAUAGGUUACUGCACCUGGUAUGGACGCAUGCACGGCAUUUAGCAGGGUACGAGCAACAGGACGCACACGAGUUCCUCAUUGCUGCGUUAGAUGUACUACAUCGACACUGCAAAGGUGAUGAUAAUGGAAAGAAAGCCAACAACCCGAACCAUUGUAACUGCAUCAUAGACCAAAUCUUCACAGGUGGACUUCAGUCGGAUGUCACUUGCCAAGUCUGCCAUGGUGUUUCCACAACGAUAGACCCAUUCUGGGACAUCAGUUUGGACUUGCCGGGUUCUUCUACCCCAUUUUGGCCUCUGAGUCCAGGCAGCGACGGCAGCGUGGUGAAUGGGGAGAGCCACAUGUCAGGAACCACCACCCUCACAGACUGCUUGCGAAGGUUUACGAGGCCAGAACAUUUAGGAAGCAGUGCCAAAAUCAAAUGUAGUGGUUGCCAUAGCUACCAGGAAUCUACCAAACAACUCACUAUGAAGAAAUUACCCAUUGUGGCCUGUUUUCAUCUCAAACGGUUUGAACACUCAGCCAAAUUGAGGCGAAAGAUCACUACGUAUGUCUCCUUUCCGUUGGAGCUGGACAUGACACCAUUCAUGGCCUCAAGUAAAGAGAGCAGGAUGAAUGGGCAGUAUCAGCAACCAGCGGAUAGUCUAAACAACGAUAAUAAGUAUUCCUUGUUUGCAGUAGUUAAUCACCAAGGAACCCUGGAGAGCGGGCACUAUACCAGCUUCAUUCGGCAACACAAGGACCAGUGGUUCAAAUGUGACGACGCCAUCAUCACCAAGGCUAGCAUUAAGGAUGUACUAGACAGCGAAGGAUAUUUGCUGUUCUAUCACAAACAGUUCCUGGAAUAUGAAUAGCCUUAUCCAGCAGCUUGAGAGAGAAAAAUGAAAGGAAGCAUAAUGAAUGGCAGCCUUCUGAAAGGAAAAAAAAAGACACACAAACCUACCUGAAAUGAAAAGACACCCAUUCGACACCAAGCACUGAGCUGCAAACAGGACCUGCUUGCCGCUGGCUCACGGCCUAGCGGAGUAAGAAACGAACCCAUGUUCCACCAUGUAUGCAGUCCUGCAAGGACAGAAGAGGGGGGGAAAUGUAAAAGAGGCUACAGGCAGUGACUUUUUGAGAGAGGAAAUAUAAUAAUGAAAAGAUUGCUCUGGGUUGGGGGGAAAAUGGGAGCCCGCACGCUGGCAGCAUCUCCCUAAAUUCCUCGGAAAAUGUGUGUGGGAAGGCCGGGGGGUUGUGUACUCUCAUCUCCAUAAAAGCAUCUUCUCCAUUGGUGCUUCUGCUCCAACUUUGACCAGUCAUACAACAGUUAUAAUUUAAAUACAAAAAUCAAAACCUGAACCCAAGCCCCCCCCCCCUUUUUUUUAAAUGCCUAUGCGUCCGAACGCAGUAAAAAUGGAGGAGAAUUGGGACGACGCAACGAAAAUGGACUUUGCAAGUACCUUUUUAUUUGUGAAUUUUAGUUAUUAAAUAAAUACAGUAUGAAAUUA
Molecule: messenger RNA, 3006 nt
Organism: Eublepharis macularius
Lineage: Eukaryota; Metazoa; Chordata; Lepidosauria; Squamata; Eublepharidae
Gene: USP22
Product: ubiquitin specific peptidase 22
Exons: 14
Coding region: 793-2370 (525 amino acids)
Biological process (GO): protein deubiquitination
Molecular function (GO): zinc ion binding; cysteine-type deubiquitinase activity
Source: RefSeq, a predicted model, not a curated record